Messenger RNA from Orbicella faveolata, 891 nucleotides. RefSeq lists its product as uncharacterized. The record is from RefSeq and is a predicted model, not a curated record. NCBI's taxonomy places the organism in Eukaryota, Metazoa, Cnidaria, Anthozoa, Scleractinia, Merulinidae.
AUGUAUCUCCAGAUACAAAUUGAAGCCGAAGAUCGACCGUUUUUCCGAAUUCUGAGAGGGAACUGGACGACUAAAGUGAUCGUAAAGCACUUUCACGAAGCUGGACACCAUACCACCGGGACAAAUCACACGCUCGCAAAGGUCUCGACCAAGUGCUGGAUAGUAGCAGCUCGAGAAGACACCCGAGACUGGGAAAAGGCAUGCGAUGAGUGCAGGAGACGUAAGUUGAAAGCCGCUGAGCAAAACAUGGCGCCACCACUGGAUGUAAGAGUGCAUCCACUUGGAGCAUUCGCCCACGUUUCAGUCGAUUAUGGAGGCCCGUUCAUUACUGUCCAAGGUCGUGGACAAAAGCGUUGGCCGUAUCUGUUUACGUGCCUAUCAGGUCGGGCAGUACACUUGGAAAUGGCUUAUGGUCUGGACACCGACAGCUUCUUGAGGUGUUUCCUCCGAAUGACCCGUCGCAGGGGAUAUCCGUUAACGAUCGUGAGCAGUCGUGGAAACAACUUCAUUUGCGCAGAGAGAGAGCUUCGGGAGAUAACAGACGACUUAGAUCACACUCAAAUCCAAGAUCAAACGGCCAGUAAAGGAAUGAAAUGGUCUAUCAAUCCUCUGUUGGCGCCCCGUUUUGGAGGAGUUGAUGAAAUCAUGAUUAAAGCAGCGAAAAAGGCUAUAAGUGCAGUGCUCGGCAAUGCAGAUGUUAAUGACGCAGAACUAAUGACGGCCUUUGUUGGAGUAGAAGACUUGUUGAAUUCCCGUCCUCUUACGCAUCAGUCAGCCGACCCGAACGAUGCUACUUCACUCACCCCUAAUCAUUCUCACCAUGGCCAGAUGGGAGAUGUCUCAGCUCCGGAGUCUGUUGACGAAGUUACGUUCAGCCCAAGAAAUAGAUGA